UCGAGGGAUGGAGGCUGCGGCGAAGGUCGGUCCGCUCACCCAGAGCCUGGCUGCGGCACCCUGUCCGGCAGUGAGUGGCGGCGUGUUCGUCUUCUUCGCCGCUGUCGUCGCCGGAGCCUUAGUCUCCGCUUGCUGGAUGUCAACCAGUGCCAGAGCCAAUACUGCGGCUUUGCCAUCUUGCUACGGCAGCGGACGAAGCAAGUGAAAUUGCUGUUCCGGUACUGCGGCAGCGAGGCUACGCUGGACAUUGCCUUCCCUGACUGGUCAUUCUGGGGUUGGACGGAGCUCAACAUAAAGCCGUGGGAAGCACUGCGAAGGGAGAUAACAGAAGGGAACGCGACGGUGAACUGGACGGACAGAGCGCCGUACGGGUACUGGAAGGGGAACCCGACGGUGGGCGCCGGACGCCGGGACCUCCUCAGGACUGGAGGAAGGAGGUGCAGGAAGGGUUCCGGGAAUCGGACUUGUCCAAGCAAUGCACGCACAGGUACAAGAUCUAUGUCGAAGGCGCGGGGCUGGUCGGUGAGCGAGAAGUACAUCCUGGCGUGCGACUCGGUGGCGCUCAUGGUGCGGCCGAGGCUCCACGACUUCUUCUCGCGGGGGCUGACGCCGCUGCGGCACUACUGGCCCAUCCGCGACCGCGGCAAGUGCCCCUCCAUCAAAUUCGCCGUGGAUUGGGGCAACGCUCACACGGACAAGGCGCAGCAAAUCGGAGGGAACGCGAGCAGGUUCAUCCAGGAAGAGCUGACGAUCGACAACGUCCACGACUACAUGUUCCACCUUCUCACGGAGUACGCGAAGCAGCUACGGUACAAGCCCGCGGUGCCUCGCGGAGCCGUGGAGGUCACCGUCGAAUCCAUGACGCAGGGACGGCGGGGUCUGGAGAGGAAGUACAUGAUGGACACGGUGGUGACCGGUACGAGCAGCGAGGAUCCCUGCAGGCUGUAGCAGCCUUUCGGUUCUGAAGAACUGGAGACGCUGCGAAGAACGAAAGAAGGUGUGGUGAGGCAAAUGGAGGCCUGGGAGAAGCAUUGACAGCUGACAGAUAGAAGGGAGAGGAUGACAAGAUUUUUGUUACAAAAUUUAAUCAAAGAGGAUGGAUUCUUUAGGCAAACAAACAGAGCGAGUUUCUAAUGUUAAUAUUUGUGGAUUCGUCCUUUCAAACAAUACAUUUCACCCCUAUAAGGAACUCUACAUCUAGCCGAGAA
This is a messenger RNA of Phragmites australis (common reed), 1208 nucleotides long. RefSeq lists its product as uncharacterized. Lineage: Eukaryota; Viridiplantae; Streptophyta; Magnoliopsida; Poales; Poaceae. The annotation marks the transcript as partial. The transcript has 6 exons. The record is from RefSeq and is a predicted model, not a curated record.